CUGAUGGAGAAUAAUACAAAAGUGACAGAGUUUCUUCUGCUGGGACUCACCAAUGACCCAGAAUUACAGCUUCCACUCUUCAUGAUAUUUCUCCUCAUUUACACCAUCACCCUGGUGGGAAAUCUGGGGCUGAUUCUACUGAUUGUUCUGGACUCUUGUCUCCACACUCCCAUGUACAUUUUUCUAGGUAAUCUGUCUUUGGUUGAUUUUUGUUACUCCUCAGCUAUCACACCCAGAGUCAUGACUGAGCUUCUAAUAGGAAAAAAGGUCAUUUCCUACAAUGACUGUGCUGCUCAGAUGUUCUUUUUUGUAGCAUUCUGUACUGUGGAAAAUUAUCUCUUGGCCUAUGAUCGCUAUGCAGCAGUGUGUAAGCCAUUGCACUAUGCCAGCACUAUGACUACAAGAGUAUGCAUCUAUCUUUCUAUAGGUUCUUAUUUGUGUGGUUUCCUGAAUGCCUCCAUCAACACUGGAAGCACUUUCAGUCUUUUCUUCUGUAGGUACAAUAUGGUUCAUCAUUUCUUCUGUGACAUUCCAGCAGUCAUGGUUCUCUCUUGCUCAGACAAGCACUUCAGUGAGCUGCUUCUUGUUUAUGUAGGGAGCUUCAGUGUAUUUUUUGCUCUCUUGGUUAUUUGUAUAUCCUACAUAUUCAUUUUUAUCACAAUUGCUAAAAUGCACUCAAGUGCUGGAUAUGGAAAGGCUGCAUCCACUUGUGCCUCACACUUCACUGCAGUGUCUAUUUUCUAUGGGACUGUCAUAUUCAUGUAUUUGCUGCCCAGCUCCAGUCACUCCAUGGACACUGAUCAAAUCGCUUCUGUGUUCUACACCAUGGUCAUCCCUAUGCUGAACCCUCUGGUCUACAGUCUGCGGAACAAAGAAGUCAAGAGUGCAUUCACAAAAAUUUUUCAGGUGGCAAAACAGUAUGUAAUGCUUUAUUUUUAA
Molecule: messenger RNA, 939 nt
Organism: Mus caroli (Ryukyu mouse)
Lineage: Eukaryota; Metazoa; Chordata; Mammalia; Rodentia; Muridae
Product: olfactory receptor 5B3-like
Biological process (GO): G protein-coupled receptor signaling pathway
Cellular component (GO): membrane
Molecular function (GO): olfactory receptor activity; G protein-coupled receptor activity
Source: RefSeq, a predicted model, not a curated record